This is a messenger RNA of Paramuricea clavata, 1203 nucleotides long. NCBI's taxonomy places the organism in Eukaryota, Metazoa, Cnidaria, Anthozoa, Malacalcyonacea, Plexauridae. The record is from the annotation of a GenBank genome assembly.
AUGGCUGAGGUUGCUUUAAAAUCGAUAAAAUGUGCGAAGGUCGGGAAGAAACAAUCGACUUGCUGCUAUCUUGUUUUAUCCGAAACGGGUUUGCCGCGGUUGGACUUUACAUACAGAGACGGGAAUGGCGAUCAAUUAACACUACAAUGCGAGAAUAUUACUGCAAUUGAUUUGCGGGUUGAGGCAAAAUUUGGAUCGAUUGAAGCGAUGAAAGGGACCCUUUUAGUCGAGUGUUCAGUACUUCAAACAAGGAGCCCAACCAUUGAAACGACUUCUAAUAACAAUUCAGCUCGACCAUCCUCAGAAAAAUCGUCCAAAAGUUGCCUUGUUCAAGGCACCUUUCACGUCAACGAAACCGGAGCUGUACGAGACCUUUUGAGAAAGCUACGAAGCAAUCACUUGAGCUCAAAAUUGGACAAAACUGUCAGCCAACCGAACAACCCCCAAAUUAGCCCAAAGCAUUACAAAGAGGGCCUGCCCAGUUGGGUACAGUUUAUACCACAUUAUAUAUACUCGAAACGUACACGACAAUGCAUCCAACUUGCUAUAUACAUUUACCUGGUAUUUUCUAUCAUGUGGGCUCUAUGGCAGCUGUACCGAUACGUCGAUGUUAUCCGAGAAUUCGUACGACCCCUGAUAGACUUGUUUCAGUACCAAUACCAACUCCUGGAUUAUGUAAUACAGUUCCUCAACACUCUAUUCGAGGAAUAUACAAUCCAGUGGCUUUGUUUUAUUAAACCACUUUGUACGGUAACAGCGGUAAUGUCCGCUCCAUUGUUGCAAAUACUUGGACAACUGGGUCUUGUGUUACGCAUGGUUAUCCAAAUUGUUACCAGCAGUUGCGCUUUGUUGUGGCCCCUUGUGAGACCAGUUUUAAACGUGGGCUACCAGUUGGCAUAUUUUUUAUUUACCGUUAUCCGAGCACUCAAGAAUACCCUGGUACAACUGUGGUUGCCUUUUUCGGAUAUUUCGGUACCGACGAUAAUCGGCACAUAUUUUAAAGCGGGCAAAAAUAUGCUAUGGGCGUUGUGGCAUGGCUUAGGUCAGGCACAGCUCGAUCCAAUAAAGGCACAGCUGGUGAUUGUUAGGACUACAGUCAUUCACAGUGGCAAGGCAGUGGGUUUGGGCAUGAUGCGUUUGGGGAGAAAGAUAUACAAGUUUGUAUGGUUGCGACGGUCAGCACAAGCCGAAAAAGAAGAGUAA